Molecule: messenger RNA, 246 nt
Organism: Paramecium octaurelia
Lineage: Eukaryota; Ciliophora; Oligohymenophorea; Peniculida; Parameciidae
Source: the annotation of a GenBank genome assembly
AUGGAUCAAUAAAAUAAAAACAAUCAAAGCAAAAAUGAAAAAAAUGAAUAAAAACCAUAAUAAAAUGAUGAGCUUAUUCUACCAAAAAUGCCUACAUAACCAAAAAUGCCUAAAGAACCAAAACGGCCUAUGAUAAUGAGGAUGCAAACUGGUAAAGAUGGAAUGAACUUUGAGGGUAUGGCUGAAGAAUCUGAAUUCAAGGAUAAAGUUUCAGAGGCAGUUAAAGAAGUUCUUCUAUUAUAGUGA